This is a messenger RNA of Mycena citricolor, 1654 nucleotides long. NCBI's taxonomy places the organism in Eukaryota, Fungi, Basidiomycota, Agaricomycetes, Agaricales, Mycenaceae. The record is from the annotation of a GenBank genome assembly.
UCAGAUCGAAGAACCAGCAGGUAUCGGAUCGGCAUCAAGCACUUAGACUAUAUAUGUGGAAGGAUCCAACAGCAAUGAUGAUAAUCAUACAGAGGGCUUAAGAAAACAGUGCUGUGGGGAAGAGUAGUUGGAUGGGGAUGAGAUCGUUGGUUUCCGCGGAAGAUCCCUCUUAACUUCAACCUUGAUGUGCGCCUCCUGAUUACCCGUAAUUUCGGCGCCAAGACGUUUCAAACGCUCGGAGGAGUAUAGGGACAGAGGCUAGCUGGAACGAGGAAACAAUAGCUAAAUGAAGAGGUAAGCGUAGACAAUCAAGGUUGAGUGAAGAAGUGCAAGAUAUCCACGCUCACUUUCAGUUCCAAUCCGCAAGGCGCUGUACGCAAUUAUGAGCGUAAACACAAAGACGCUGGAUCAUAUCGUACACCUCUCACCACCAGGGACCGUCCAUGAAAACGCAGCCCAGUGGCGCGAACUGGGCUUCAACGUCAUCGAGGGAGGUGUUCACGCGGACGGUCUGACCGAAAACACGCUCGUGAUACUGAGCGAUCACAUCUACUUCGAGCUGAUCGCAUUCACCAAGCCCGUCGACGCCUAUCCGCCUGGGUCCCCGAUCCGAAAGGCGCGUGAAGAGCACAAAUGGGCCUCCUGCCCACCAGGGUGGAUAGACUACGCCUUCCUGGGCAACGGGUCGCUCGUCCCGCCGGGACGUAUCUCGGAUGUGAUCAACAGCAGGGCAGGGGGAGAGAAGCUGUAUGUGGAUGAGGUUCCCGGAGGUCGCACGCGGCCAGACGGACAGGUGCUCAAAUGGGUGAUCAGCUCGGCUGCGAAGAAGGCGAGCUUGCUUCCGUUCUUUUGCGGCGAUGUCACAGACAGAGCACUGAGAGUACCUACCAAACCGGAGAGCAAUACGCAGCAGCCAUGUGGGGCACAAGGAAUUGCCCAUAUUCUGUUGCUCACCGACUCCGAGCCCGGGUUCUGGCAGGCACUGAAAGAGAUCAGCGCGGUAGUUGACUCCCAGCCGCAAACAGGCCAUGCGACGAAGGCGACAUGGACGCUGGCAAACCCUUCCGCGCAAGGCAAGAGAGCGCCGAGUCUGAUCCUGGCGGUGGCUCGAGGUGUUGAGCAAGAGUCUUUUGUUGCUGGUAGCUCGGCUCCACAGCUGUCCGAGGUUGGGCUUUGGGUGGCGGAGGGCGAGAAGGCUGGGACCAUCUGGCCGCCCUACGCGAGGAUAGUCUUGUCAUGUAGAAUCCGAGACAUGCCCUCCUCAACACCUUGCUUCGUCAUCGGGGAUUUCUCGAUCAUCGGCUCGAUUUGGUUGCGUGCGGCGAAAUCGACCAUGCGGCGGUGGACUGAGCGGGCAGCGAUGGUCAAGCCCUGGAUGUUGAUUCCGCCCAAGACGAGGGGAAGACUGGGGAUGGAAAAGUUGUCCUGGCUGACCCCCGCCGAUCCCGACGACGCCGAGACGCUGCGUGGGCCGGAUGUUGUAGCUCUCGAUCACCUCGAACACACUCGCGCCGCCGCACAUCAGGGGGCAGCGUGCUCUGGGGCAAGAUUUGCUGGGAUCUGGAAGAGGGACGGCUACUCCCAGACAGCUACUGGUCCUGUCCUGGAAGCGCAUCAGGCGAGAGUCAGAGAGGGCUCGCAGAAAGCGGACUAA